GAGACGUGAGCACAAGCCAUCGGGGCGAUGGUGACUGGGUUGCUGCUCAAGGCGAGCUCUUCCACAGCAGCGUCGCCCAGCCUGGACGAGGCUGAUGCCGUGAAGCUCGCAAGGCAGAUCGGGCACGAGAAUGGGGUUCUGCAGGAACUCCUUGCUCGGCAGGAAGCGCUCUUGCACAGCCUGUCAGAAGCUCUUGGAGAUGAUCUGAAGGGCGAAACGCCUCAGCUCAAGGUCUACAGCCCUGCGCACAGCCCAAAGGCGGACUGCUUUGAGAGGCACUCGAAUGCAUCGGACCUGAGAUCGGACCCGAUGCUGAACAGUGAGCAGGAAGCGGAAGAGGAGCUGGCGCCCCCGAACGGGGAGGAGAAUAUGUGGCCGGAGGCUAGUCCCAAGCGCUCCAAGAGGGAGUCCUUCUUUGCCGCUGGAGCCGACCUUUUCGCCUUCUCCGCGCCGUCCACAAACUCCAAGGCCUCAGUCCUGAAGAAGCGAACCUUCUCGUCCUCUCUAGCUGGGAAGGCGAAGGGGACCAACAUCCCUUUGCUGCAGCGAUGUCUCCACAAGCUGGUGGCCAUCAUUACCUGGUUUCAGGAGCUGAAGGAGCCAGACAGGCCGUCCUGCUUUGCCCGCAUCGUGGACAGCAACAACUUUUCGACCUUCUGCCUCCUGGUCAUUCUGAGCAAUGCGGUUCUGAUCAUCAUCGUGUCGGACUUCGAGCUGCAGAACCUCGGGGCCUCCAUCCCCCAGACCUGGGAGGUUAUGGAACUCGCUUUCACGGCGUGGUAUGGCAUAGAGCUCUUUCUGAAGCUCUUAGUCCAUCGACUGUACUUCUUUGCAAACGAUGAGUUCCGCUGGAACAUCUUCGACUUCUGCCUGGUGGUAUUUUCGGUUAUCGAAGUUGCGAUGUCGCGGAUCGUUCUCAUACAGCAAGAAUCUGACCAGAAGAAUGGAGGUCUGAAUGUGGGUUUCCUGCGGCUGCUCCGGCUAACGAAACUUGCGAAGGUGCUCCGUGUCUUCCGGACCCUAAAGUUCUUCACCGAGCUGCGCCUCAUGCUGGAUUGCGUUCUGGGUUCCUUUCUGCAGAUCUUCUGGUGCUUAGCCAUGAUCAUGUUUGUGCUCUACGUGUUCUCCUUGCUGAUCGUGCAGGGCAUCGCUGACUUUCUGCUUACAGCCGAGCCGUUGGAUCCCGAAUACACCCGCUUGCUCAUGCAACACUUUGGAUCUGUAGGCGAGUGCAUCAUGACUCUAUUCCAGUCAACCACUGCUGGGCUAGACUGGCGGGAAGCCUUUGAGCUGCUCCGCAAGGGCGGCCCUUUCCUGGCCUUGGUGUUCUUGGUUUACAUCAGCAUUUUCACCAUCUCGGUUUGGAAUAUCGUCACCUCGACCUUCGUUGAGAAGGCCACCAAGCUGGCGAAGCCGGAUAUGGACUCCAUGCUCCUGGAGCAGUCCAUGAGGGAUUUGCAAGACACGGAAGAGCUGGAGAAGCUUUUCCGGCCCUAUGCGUCGCCCGGAAAGGAUGGAGAGGAGCAGAUCUCGCUACAAGACCUGCAGGAUGCUGCUGACGAAGCAGAGUUCCUUCUGUACUUGCAGGUUCGAGGCAUUGACGUCAAGAAUGUCAAGCUAUUCUUCUACAUGCUGGGCACGAUGCACAAGGACACGGUGAUUGACCUCAAGGCCCUGGUCAGAGCUUGCGUCCGCAUGAAGGGCUUCGCCACGAGCAUCGACCUGCAGUCUGUGUCCUUUGAAGCCAAGAUGAUGCACAGCCAAGUCAAGGACCAUUUGAAGGUGGUGGAGGAGAAGCUGGAAAGCAUCCAGGUCAUGAUAACGUCCAACGCCAGUUCCUUAAGCCUGCCACCUGUUCGACCUCAGGCGCCUGGGCUGAGACACAGCGGCUUGGCAGCUUGCCUGGCACCUGGAAUCUCAAUGGAAGCGCGUGCCAAGGUCGGGUGAUGCAAAGGGAGAGGAGCCCCAUCGAGGAAGCCAGAGUGUGAUGCUCGAGUGCUCGAGCUGCGGUGAAGAAAGGCCCUGGCUAAGCCAACGGGCCUUGUGCUUCGGGUGGUUUUUAGUUGGACAGCCCAACAUGGGUUGGGGUGAUAGGCCCUUGGGGGAUCAGUCUUUGCACAUCCGGCGAAUGACUGGGUAGGCGCAUCAUGUCGCCCCAGCAGUCUCACCCACAAGCGCCGAAGCUGCGUUUUGUCCGGUUUACAGUUUUUGGAAGUUUUCUGUUUGCCCGU
Messenger RNA from Effrenium voratum, 2231 nucleotides. The record is from the annotation of a GenBank genome assembly. Lineage: Eukaryota; Dinophyceae; Suessiales; Symbiodiniaceae.